UUCUUUUGAAUUGUUUCUAUUUCAGAAGAUUCCAUGUGUCUUGUUUGAAGUAACAACUUGCAGUUCACUUGUCUGUUACCUACAGAUUCCCCCCAGGAUGGACUCUUUUAUCUUGAGCUUCCUUUGAUGGCAGGAUGCAAAAAUCUAAGGAGCCAGGCCGGCUGAAUUGUGUGCAUGGGUUGUGAAAUGAACAGAAAAGCUAUUCACCGUUAUGAAGUGAACGUGGGGAAAAAAGAAGAAGAAGAAUCCGGUCCGAAUUAAAUGUCCUGAGGGAAGAAAAGUGUUAGUCAAUACUCUCAUUUCUUCAACUGCUCUGGCCCCUUCAUGAAUGUAACAAAUGUAUCAGGAAAUGGCAUUGCUGCCUGGGAAUGCAGAGCCCGAAUUUACUGCAUACUCUUACAACAACUUGGAAACACUUUGUGAUGUGCAGACAAAGAAAGGCGUCUUCUACAAAAAAGCAAAACUUCUCAGUCCUGGGGAAGACUUGUAUUGUUUUGCCUGUAGGGAGGACCGAACCAGGAAUGUGAUAAUCAAUGUAGGUGGCAUAAAAUACAAAAUUCCAUGGACCACAUUAGAGAAUUGUCCCUUGACCAGGCUUGGAAAGUUAAAAUCAUGCAACAACUAUGACGAAAUAAUGGAUAUAUGUGAUGAUUAUGAUGUCAACUGCAAUGAAUUCUUUUUUGACCGCAAUCCUUGUGCCUUCAGGACCAUCAUGACUUUUUUGACUGCUGGGAAGCUAAGGCUCCUCAGGGAAAUGUGCGCUCUCUCUUUCCAAGAUGAACUGGUUUACUGGGGGAUAGAAGAGGAACAUCUGGAGUGGUGCUGUAGAAGAAGACUACGACAGAAAGAAGAAGAGAUAGCAGAGGCGGCAUUGUUUGAAGAAGAAGUAGAACCUAAUGAAGCACCCCUUGAAAGUGCCUUCAAGGACAGCAGCCGCUUGCAUUUGUACAUGAGAAAGCUCAGGGACAUGGUAGAAAAUCCUCAUUCAGGGAUCCCAGGAAAAAUAUUUGCUUGCAUAUCGGUUUCUUUUGUUGUCAUCACUGCAGUUACCCUCUGCAUUAGCACCAUGCCAGAUCUCAGAGAAGAAGAAGUUCGGGGAGAAUGUUCCCAAAAGUGCCAUGACAUCUUUGUACUGGAAACAGUCUGUGUGGCUUGGUUUUCUUUCGAGUUCCUCUUGCGCUGUAUCCAGGCGGAGAGCAAGUGUGCCUUUCUGAAGACGCCGCUCAACAUUAUAGACAUUUUGGCCAUCUUGCCUUUCUACAUCUCUUUGAUUGUAGAUAUGGCUUCUCCCAAAACCAGCAACAAGCCUGGGGGUGGGGGAGUUGGAAACAAGUACCUGGAGAGAGUGGGGCUAGUACUGCGCACCUUGCGAGCUCUUCGCAUCCUCUAUGUCAUGCGCCUGGCAAGGCACUCCCUGGGGCUGCAGACCCUGGGACUCACCGUGCGCCGCUGUACCCGGGAAUUUGGAUUGCUCCUCCUUUUUCUUUGUGUCGCUAUGGCACUCUUUUCGCCCCUUGUCUACUUGGCGGAAAACGAAAUGGGCGCCAAGCAUGAAUUCACCAGUGUUCCCAGCAGUUAUUGGUGGGCUGUGAUAUCUAUGACAACCGUCGGCUAUGGUGACAUGGUGCCUCGCAGCAUUCCAGGGCAGGUUGUGGCCCUAAGCAGUAUCUUGAGCGGCAUCCUACUGAUGGCUUUUCCAGUCACUUCCAUUUUCCACACUUUCUCGCGCUCGUACAUCGAGCUUAAGGAAGAACAGCAGCGUGCUUCUAAUAGGCAACCUCAUGACCUGGAAGAAAGCAACAACCUUCCGCAAGACAGCAGCUCUCAGGAAGACUCCUCCUCUUUGCAGGGCAGUAACGGAGCAGCAAUUCCCGCUGAAAUGGAACAAGGCGCUAAGAAUUGCUGACGCAAAGGAAAUUGGAAUCUUGGGGAACAGGAGAGAAAAAGCGGAUGGAGGGCUAUUUAUGUCUUAAAGUAGAGGUCUCCAAACUUGGCAACCUUAAGACUUGUGGACUUCAACUCCCAGAAUUUCCCAGCCAGCAUAGGAGCAGAAGUCCACAAGUCUUGAGGUUGCCAAGCUAGGAGACUCCCCUCUUAAAAUAACCAAACUGCUUAAAUCUCCUUUUGCAACCAGAAAGGUUGCCUUUUGAGCAACGGCUUAUGUGAUCCAUCAUAGCGCUGAAGACUGGUUGGCUUUAAUGUAACAUCCUUUAGAAUUUCAGAGACUCUCCAGCACUAGCGAUGCCGCCAAUUGCGCUUUUAAAGGCAAUUUUCAAACUUGUUUCUGUUGUAUGUAUGUGGGAAGAAAUAACACAGCUCACAUAUUUUAAAAGUAUCCAGAUUCAGGUAGUUCUUGUUCCAUUCAUUCUGCACAGAGCUAGAGAAACUAACAGAUUGCCCAGCAGUAGUUUCUCCCUAGCUGUAUUCAUCCCAAGUGGAUUCAUAUUGCGGUGUACAUCAUGAAGUAUGCAUAGAGGUUAAAAAGGGAAAUUGCUGUAUGGAUAUGAAGACAUUUUUGAAUUAAUUGCGAAGCCAAUCCCUGUGUUGCCCAUGGUUUAAAAAGGCCUGCUUUAGUUCUUUAUGCAUUAUUGCUACUGGCCACAGGAAGCUUUGCACUUUAGCUUAAAUCAGGGGUGGGCAACUAUGGCUCCUAUAUGACUUGUGGACUUUAACUCCCAGAAUUCCUGAGCUAGCAUGGUUGGCUGAGGAAUUCUGGGAUUUGAAGUCCGCAGCUCAUAAAGGGGCGAUAGUUGUCCACCCCUGGCUUAGAUGGUGUUUCCUUUGCUGAGAUUUAAAUGUGUGUUGCUUUGAAAUGAUUCUAGUUGGAUUUUUUUCCCCGUAUGUCUGAUCCAUUGGUACCAAAGCCAUGAUAUUUUUAAAAUGGAAGAAGACACUUCUGAGGCAUUUAUAGCUGGCUUUAAACUAAACAGCAAAAAUGGGCUUUCAUUUUAUUCCAAUAACUAUCACCUGCAGUGUUAGGUUAAAAAACUGGGAAGCUUUUGCUCGUCUUUCUAAAAUAAUAAUAAUAAAGAAAUUAAAGCCAACAAUAAUAAAAAGAAUUGUAUUGGCCUAGAGUUGAAUAUGUGACGAACUGCAGAACAUCCAGUUAAGUUAGCCCUGGCCAUUGCAAAGAUGCACAAUAAAGGAGGAAGCACAAAGCAUUUGCACUUCUUAAUUUCCUCUGCAUUUGCAACAAAAGUUUUGUUCCAUGCAGCAUGUGGGAUUUACAAAACGUGAGAUAAAAGCUUUGGGUUUGGGUGGAUUUUGACCAUGCAAAUCUUUUCCUCAUAAUUAAAAAUGAUUUCUCCACUAUGUCGGAAACAACCGCACAAGAGUCACAAUGAGCAGUAUUUUUGAAGUAUAUUUUGCUACCAGAAGGCAGGAGCCUUUUACAGUAAUUAGGAAUUGUGGUGAAUUCCAACUCCUGGAUCUAAGUGAAAAUUAAGAGCCUUACCACUUUUGAAAAUAGAAGGUCUUCGUGCCGGAGGUACUAGUGGUAAGGCUGAAGUCUACUUACUCUUCCAUUUGUAUUGAUUCUUGGUCCGCAAGAUUGUGAUGACGCUGGGAGUUUUAUGCAGUCUUGUUUUGUGUGGCUGAGCUAUAUUAAACAUGUCAUCUGUUAGCAAGGAACAUUGUAAAUAAAAGCUUCUUAAUUUCUA
Messenger RNA from Pantherophis guttatus, 3659 nucleotides. NCBI's taxonomy places the organism in Eukaryota, Metazoa, Chordata, Lepidosauria, Squamata, Colubridae. The record is from RefSeq and is a predicted model, not a curated record.